AUGGCUUCUGCGACCGGAAUUCCGCCAAAUGUCGCUGCGGCGCGCGGCCAGAGCGAAGAAGAGCCUCUUCUAGGCAGAAGAGGAGAUGCUAGCCAACUGCAUGGACAGCCACUCUAUCACAACCUGUGGAUCGGCACUGCUCCCAUCGCGCAAGCAGGCAUAUGGAUCCUAGCAGCCAUAAUCUGGGGAGCCAUCUUCUCCAACAAACUCAUCUUCUUCUCCGCACAUCCACUCCUCAACUCCGCCGGCUUCCUCCUCGCGAUCCAAGCCGCUCUCGUCCUCCAACCCACGCACACGCCCGAGCAGAAGCGCUCCGGCACCAUUGCCCACUUCCUCUUCCACGCCGUGGGCGCAUCGGCGCUAACAGCCGGACUCAUCAUCAUCGAGAUGAACAAAGCGGGCCCCGGCCACGCACACUUUGAGUCUGCGCACGCCCGUCUCGGUCUUACGUUUUACAUACUCGUCUACAUUCAGGCUAUUGUCGGCUUCACGCAGUACUAUGUCCCGCAGCUAUAUGGUAGCGUGGAUAAUGCAAAGAGCGUGUACAAGUACCAUAGGAUGGCGGGUUAUGUCAUUGCCGUCUUGGGACUUGCGACGAUUUGCGCGGCUACGUGGACGACGUAUAAUUUGAAUGUGGGGGGUAUUCAGCAUUGGGCUGUUAUUGUUGCUAGUGUGUUGGUGCUGGUGGGUGUUGUGCCGAGGAUUAGGCUGAGUAAGUUUGGGAUUAAGACGGAGGAGGGCGAGGUGAGGUUGCAGUAG
Molecule: messenger RNA, 759 nt
Organism: Alternaria postmessia
Lineage: Eukaryota; Fungi; Ascomycota; Dothideomycetes; Pleosporales; Pleosporaceae
Exons: 5
Coding region: 1-759 (252 amino acids)
Molecular function (GO): transmembrane monodehydroascorbate reductase activity
Source: RefSeq, a predicted model, not a curated record